Molecule: messenger RNA, 664 nt
Organism: Syzygium oleosum
Lineage: Eukaryota; Viridiplantae; Streptophyta; Magnoliopsida; Myrtales; Myrtaceae
Product: 60S acidic ribosomal protein P1-like
Exons: 3
Coding region: 89-430 (113 amino acids)
Biological process (GO): cytoplasmic translation; translational elongation
Cellular component (GO): ribosome; cytosolic large ribosomal subunit
Molecular function (GO): structural constituent of ribosome; ribonucleoprotein complex binding; protein kinase activator activity
Source: RefSeq, a predicted model, not a curated record
GACGGCACUCUCGCUUCCACCAGCUCUCUCUCUCUCUCUCCAUCUCAAGCACGUUUCGAAGUCGAAGGUCUUCUCCACCGCCGCGAAGAUGUCCGCCGGCGAGCUCGCUUGCACCUACGCCACCUUGAUCCUCCACGACGAUGGAAUCUCCAUCACCGCGGAGAAGAUCGCCUCGCUGGUGAAAGCGGCCAACGUCUCCGUGGAGUCGUACUGGCCGAGCCUCUUCGCGAAGCUGGCGGAGAAGAGGAGCGUCGGGGAUCUCAUCACGAACGUCGGUUCCGGCGGCGGCGGCGGCGCCGCCCCCGUCGCCGUGGCCGCACCCGCUGGCGGCGCCGCCGGAGCGGCUGCCGCGGCUCCCGCUGUCGAGGAGAAGAAGGAAGAACCAAAGGAGGAGAGUGACGACGACAUGGGCUUCAGCUUGUUUGAUUAAGGAAAACAAGUACUCUCAUUCUGAUUCGUCUGGAUUUUUUGUUUGGUUCCUUCAGAUUAGGAUCUCUCGGAAUGUUUCAUCCUCAAUUUUUGUUUGGUAUAAUGUCGACAUUUAGCUUCAACCGGUUUUUUUGUACGAUUCAGUUGGCUUGAAAACAGAAUCAUGUCUAUUGCUGAUCAUUUGAUAUCGAACCUUAUCACGCUUGAAACGUUCGGAGUUUCUUUCUCAUGAAAA